Messenger RNA from Pseudovirgaria hyperparasitica, 1902 nucleotides. Its product is annotated as glucose-methanol-choline oxidoreductase. Lineage: Eukaryota; Fungi; Ascomycota; Dothideomycetes; Acrospermales; Acrospermaceae. Gene Ontology annotation, molecular function: oxidoreductase activity, acting on CH-OH group of donors; flavin adenine dinucleotide binding. Bases 1 to 1902 code for a protein of 633 amino acids. The record is from RefSeq and is a predicted model, not a curated record. Gene Ontology annotation, biological process: secondary metabolite biosynthetic process. The transcript has 3 exons.
AUGUUGGGAACUGCCACUGCCUUUGCCCUCUUUGGGCUGCUGUCCACAGUCAGCGCGUUUCCCACGCCUGCGUACGGCAAAGCCCCUUUCAAGACUCGCCAAACUGGUGGUCUUGGGCCACUCGACCUCCUGGGCAGCGCAUAUGGCGUUCCGGCCCCGAAUCAAACCUUUGACUACAUCGUUGUUGGCGGCGGCAAUGCGGGUCUGACUAUCGCGGCACGGUUGGCAGAAGUUCCCACGAACCGCGUGGCCGUGAUCGAGGCGGGGACGUUCUACGAGUUGAGCAACGGAAACAACAGCGAGACCCCAGCAACGGACAUUACAUAUGUCGGAAAGGCGCUGGACGAUUGGCAUCCGGGUAUUGACUGGGGUUUUGCUACGACACCGCAAGCUGGUCUCGACGGGGACGUCAGUCACUAUGCGCGUGGAAAGGUUCUGGGUGGGAGCUCUGCACGAAACUACAUGACAUACCACGCACCGACAACAGAGUCGCUUCAGAUGUGGGCAGAUAUGGUGGACGACCAGAGCUACACUUUCGAAAACUUCUACCCCUACUACAAGAAGAGUCAGGGGUUCACGGAGCCGGACAUGUCGCGCCGCUUUCCCAACGCCACAGUCGACUACGAUCCGGACUCUUUCGGCACUGACGGUCCUCUCUCUGUUAUCUAUCCCAACUACGCGACUGCGUUUGCAACAUGGGCGAAACGUGCGUUUGCCGAAGUUGGCAUGCCUGACAUUCCAGGUUUCACGAGUGGGCAAUUGAUCGGAAACGCAUAUGGCCCAGCAACUAUCCAGUACGAAACCAACGUCCGCGAUUCCUCAGAGACAGCCUUCCUGCGCCCCUACCUCGACCAAGACUACCCGAACCUCAUCGUCUUCAACCACCACCUCGCCACCCGUAUCAUCUUCGACGGUACCCGUGCCACCGGUGUCGAGGUCGACACCAACGGCUUCGUCUACACCAUCGCAGCAACCAGCGAAGUCAUCGUCUCCGCCGGCGCCUUCCAAUCUCCGCAACUGCUCAUGGUCUCCGGCAUCGGGCCCGCCGAGGUGCUCUCCGCAAACAACAUCCCCGUCAUCGCCGACCGCCCAGGCGUCGGCCAGAACAUGUGGGACCACGUCCUCUUCGGGCCCUCAUACCGCGUCAACGUACUCACCGGCUCCGCCAUGGCCGACCCCGUCUACACGGCCGAGCAAGUCCGCCUCUUCAACGAAGAACGCCGCGGCGCCCUCGCCAGCCCCAACAACGACGUCUUCGCCUGGGAGAAACUCCCGCACCGCAACUGGUCCUCCUCCGUCGAGUCCGCCCUGCGCUCCUUCCCAGCCGACUGGCCCGAGAUCGAGUACAUCGCCCCGCAAGGCUACUUUGGCUACUGCGAAAACUUCAACCGCGACGCGCCCGUAGACGGCUUCAACUACGCCUCCGUCGUCGCCGGCCUCGUCGCCCCGCUGUCCCGCGGCAACAUCUCCAUUUCCUCCGCCGACAUGCGCGACGCCCCGCUCAUCAACCCGAACUGGCUCACCCACGAGGCCGACAUUGCCGUGGCCAUCGCCAGCUACAGACGCACGCGCGACAUCUGGAACGCGCCUAGCUUGCGCAACAUCACCAUCGGCCCGGAGUAUUUCCCGGGCGAGUUCGAGCCCAGUCGCACGGACGCCGAGCUGUUGGCGCUGAUCAAGAAGUCUGUUAGUACCAUCUUCCAUGCGAGCUGUACGUGUGCCAUGGGCCGCGAGGAUGAUGAGAAUGCGGUUGUGGAUACGCGGGCGCGGGUCAUUGGUGCUCAGGGCUUGAGGGUGGUGGAUGCGAGCUCGUUUCCGAUUCUGCCGCCGGGGCAUCCGAUGAGUACUGUUUAUGCGCUUGCGGAGAAGAUUGCGGACGAUAUCAAGAAUGGGUCCUCGUGA